UCCGCGACAACAUCCUCGACAGCGACGAACAAGCCUCUGCUCGUCGUCCAAGGCAUCCUCCCCCUGUUCGCGUCUUAUUCAUAUCUUACCCUCGGUGACACUGCCGCUGCUGCGUCCGUUUGCUUCCGCUUGGUAUCCGGGUUCCGCACGGCAGGUGCCAUAAGCACAUUCAUUUCGCCUACUGGGUUGUCCGAGGUUCUCAGCUGCUGUUUCGUAUCCUUCGUGUCUUUUUCUCUAUUUGCCUUCAACCACCUUCCUUCUUUAUCCUGUUAUUGCCUCCAGUGACUUCCUUUCGUUCGUCUCCAAACAUAAUGGCCGCCGCAAUACCCCUCUCUCAGCCUGAUGUACCCCUCAACACGUCGUCUGACCUUUAUUCCAGACGCCUCACAAUCACUGAAUUGGACUUCAAAGACACUCGCUACCCCGCAUUGACGGCUCAUCCAAAGGCCUAUCCUUCUCCCAUGGCUCCUUCCUUCUCAGAUAGGAUUGAAGAUAGACCCGUGACGAGUGGUUCUCGUAGGAGCUAUCUUGAUUAUACAGCUGAUAAUGAUGCUACACCUUCCGAGUGGACUCCAGAGAAGCUUUGCGAACCACCCGUAAAUCAAAGAGACGGACGGCAGGCGUCUCAAAUAAACGACAUUGAGUCCCAGGGAUCACCUGCUUCUCGCAGACCACCGGCCCAGUCUCAUCCGUCUAACAACAAUAUGCUAUCACAGAAUCUGCCUUCUACAGGCGCCUCGAUGUUCGAGAGGGAGAGUCGGGAGGAACGCCUUCAGCGCGUGCCCUCCACGUCUGGUGGCUCUGCUGAACCGACCAACCCUCCUGCUGAGCCUGCUUCUCCGCCCGUCGACAUGGGUCAGCGAAUGUCUGUGGCUCUGGAUCAGUAUCGGGACAGGCCUCCAUCAAUGUCACCGUCUACACCUCGCUAUCCAUCACUGCCCAUGACAGGUAUCGGUGCAGGCCCUAGUACUGCAGCAUUGUCCCCUAUAGUCCCUCUUUCUGCUGGACCAUCGUAUAACCCUGCGAACAUGCAAAUCCCGAUCUCUCAAAAACCUAGAGCAUAUCCGCAACAACCAACGUAUAUCAACCAACCGUCGCCUAAACCCGCCUAUGCUCCGCCGCAAGUACCAAGAGAGGAAGUGUGCGUUGAAUGUGCCAUGCGAGAUCAGGAUAUGGCGGAUGUUGAUGUGACGAGUCCUGGCAUUUGGGAGCGGGAGAGUGAUGCGAUGUAUGAAGACCUUCUUCGUCGAGAGGAAGAGGAGGACGCAGCCGGCAUCCCACAUCCAGAGAAUCGACCUAGGGCCAAAGGUGGUAUACUUACAGAGGCAAAUCUUCGACUGUGGUUGAGCGUGAAUCCUAAGGAACCCUCCUCCAGACAGCAGACUCUAGAUCAAUACGUAAGGUCUCAGAGAACACUUCUCGAGGCUGAGACACUCGCACGGGCCCGGGCCAUCCGGGAGUCCCGUCAAUUGGACGACAAGAUGCGUGACGCAUAUUCGCAGCUUCGUCGAUCGGCGUAUGAACUUGGAACCAUUGCACAACCAGACGACGAUAGCGGCGGCCUGCGCAUCAAAGCGCCGCACACCCCCUUAAUCCCAUCGAGCUUGACCAGCAAGGAGCAUUCACGGGAGGUCACCCUUCUUGAGAACGGCAUGAUCGUUGAACAUGUUGACGUCAAGAGGGAAGAACGUGAGCGGAAGCGAGAGGAGAAGCGAGAGCGCAGUCGUGCGAGGAAGUCUUCACGCAGCUCUCGUUCAGGUGCAGAUGUCACCUCCAUUUACUCCCUCGGCAGCCCUGGAAGCCCUGGAAUGCCUACCGACAGCGGGUUCUUCUCAGGUGUUAGGCCUGAUUCAAGGUUCUCACAGUCUCUGUCAGCUCGACCUAGCAGCGUUUUGACAGCUGGUGAGCAACGACCACCCAACCUCAGGGCUCAGUCACAAGCAUCGUUCUCGGACCUGCACAGUAUCGGGUCGACGUCGUCUCCACGUCGGUCAAGGUUCUUCGGUUUCAAGAACCUUAGCGCGGGAUGGCGGAGUUCAGAUAGCCUUGCACCUUCUGGUAGUAUGAUCGACAUGCACGUCGCUCUCCAACGCGAGGAACAGUAUUUGCAAGCACAUCCGGAAGCUGUGGACAUCGGUAGUAAUGCACCCACUCUUCGCCUUGGCGACGCCACAUGGCCAAAUCCUGAUACGUCUCUCGCUCCGACGGCGACGCGCGAGACAUCUCAGUCCACUACGAAGAAGCCCAAGGGUUUCAAGAAGAUUUGGAAGAUCGUCACUGGAACAAAUUCCAAGUCUGUUGCUCACGACAGCGUCCAUAGUCGGUCCAUGGAUAGGGCUGAUGACGACGGUCCUUUGGCACCUCCACCGCCUCUAUCAUACUUGGUGAAUAGGGAACGUGGUGCUUCGGCUAGACGGCACGUCUCGACACCUUCCUUACCUACGUCUACUUCUCCUAACUUAUCGUCUGCUUAUAUGCCUUCACCACCUACCGCUCCUUCCAGUCUUGUCCCUUCACCUACUUCUUCACGACCUUCUGGUGGAGACGAUGGCCUGAAGAUGAAUGGCCAUGUUGGCAGUGACGCGGAGCACAGGUUACCUUCGGGUGACUCCAUGCUCCCCGAAUCCGAUUCUCGAGGUCGGACGACCAGAAGCUCUUCAAGGACACUAUCCAGUUUCAAUGGCCCAUUGACACCUUCGUCAACGCCGUCACAGCGACCUAUGUCUGCUAUUGUGCGCAGAGACAAAUCACUACCUCCGUUACCGGGCGAGUCUUCGGUUGAAUUCCCGAAUCACCCUAUGCCAGAGGCUCGUCCGCAGACUAUGUUCACCUAUGACCCUAGGAUCUUUGUUGGUACUCCAGAAGGCCUUGCUCCACCUCAAGCAGCCUUCCGCACUCUCGACACAAGACGGCAGUCGUUUGGUGGUGUUGGCUCUCAACCCCAUCUCGCUGCUUACACUCUUCCCACACGUGGCGUCGCUGCUCGACAGCUCAAUGUCCCGCCCUUCCUUGCUGAAGAGAAGUUUUCCGAGUUCGGUGCUUCUCCUAUGGCCAUGGGUCAGUGGCCCCUUGCGCAAAAAAGCCAGCGUUCGCUGCAAGUACCCACGGACCCUAAACCGAAGAAGAGAAAAAGCAAGUUUGGAUUGUCGUCGUUGUUCGGGAAGAAGGCCCAUGGCGACGUUCAGGUCCAUGAUGGCAUCUCGGACACUCUUGAAUUCCCCGGAUUCAGGAUAUCACACUCGGAUACGCCAUACGAGACUGCGGGGAAUGGCAAUGGCUAUGGCAACCCUAUGUCGAUUCAUAGUGGACAUACUCAACGCCCUUCUCUUGCAUCGAAGAAAAACAUUGAGUUGGUAGACCAGGAUCGAGAUUUCAUUGCUUAUCGAUAUCCUUCCACAGAAGCAACACUCAAUCUCAUGCGAUAAGGCCCUUGUCAUUCCGUUCUCUGUCGAUUCAUGCAUCUCUCUCAACCCCAAGGUUUCUUGUCGUCGUCGUUGCUUUCGUAUUUACCUUACAGCCUCUCAUCACUCACUGCCCGUUGGCCAUCCCUAAUUGUUUGUCUCUGCAUUGGCCGGUUACAUAUUAUCUGGGUGUGCCUCUUACAUUGCAUCAGUCCGUCAUUUUGGUUUCUUCAUGAUUUGAUUUCUUCGUUAUACUUCGUACUCACUCAUCGGACUCAGACAUUUUUUUUUUGGUUGAAUCUUAUAUUGUUCACGGGAUAGUAAUGACAUUCAUCAAGCAUUAUUUCUCUAUGCUCGCAGAAGUUUAAGGGGUGCAAAUCGGAUAUGCUACGGCGUGCCCGAAGUCGGGUGGACAAGCAGUGGCUGAACGGCUCGACCAUCGGGUUUCCACUACUCAGGCACACAUUCACUUCACUUCAGGAAGUGGAGUCUCCCUGCAAUGAAUUGUCCGCAGAUGACCACGUCAAGGUACAUAAUCUGUUCAUU
Molecule: messenger RNA, 3947 nt
Organism: Somion occarium
Lineage: Eukaryota; Fungi; Basidiomycota; Agaricomycetes; Polyporales; Cerrenaceae
Source: the annotation of a GenBank genome assembly